Molecule: messenger RNA, 18035 nt
Organism: Xyrichtys novacula (pearly razorfish)
Lineage: Eukaryota; Metazoa; Chordata; Actinopteri; Labriformes; Labridae
Source: the annotation of a GenBank genome assembly
GCUGUCUUUCCAGCUCCACUCACUGACAGUCCAACCUGCAGAGAGACAGGACGAGCAGGAGAGCUGACUCCUCUGCGACCUUCUGUGGAUUUUUCACACAUUUCGAAGAUGAAAACUUUUUCUCUUCUCACUGAAGGAGUUAUGAAAUUUUGAUUUGUACAGAGUUUUCAGCUGCUGAAAUUCAGAAUCUAAGGGUUGAUUUCUUCACUAAAGGAGCGACCAUGUGGUUGAUGGAUGUAUGAUUUGCAGAUAUUUCUUCCCUGGUUAUUCGGUUUUUACGCACUGUUGCUCUCCAAACUCACUUUUGCGAGUCUUUUCAAACACUCUGGAUGUCCGUUUCCUCCUGGAGAAUUGAGUUGUUAGUUGAUCUGAUUAUUUGACGGGAGAGUUUGAAUCCUAGUUUCUAGUUUUGAAGGUUUUUUUCCCUCCUUUCAUACGUGGAUUAUUUGUACCCGGUCGGAAUGCUGACUCUACUCGUCGGACUUUUGUACCUGGUCAGUGGACGCACGGUGCGGAGCCAGGAUGCCACAGGUAGCCGUUUCGUUUGUAACGCCAUCCCCCCGGGCGCAGAGCCGGGCUGCGGGUACGGUCCAUCGGGGAACCGUGUCCAGAGCAGCACCCCCGUGGAGGACGAGCUCCGGAAUACGAUCAUCCAGCUCCGGGAAACCAUCCUACAGCAGAAGGAGACCAUCGUGAGCCAGCAGGGGACCAUCAAAGAGCUCAACUCCAAGCUGGCGCGCUGCGAGGCGGCAGCAGACGAGUCCACGCAGGGAAAGUCCCGGGGUCAGGGCUCCAGACGGAAGGAGUUUGGCAAGAACACGAUGGGAGACCUGCCCCGGGACCCCGGCGAGACCAUAGACCAGCUGGGCAAGACCAUGCAGAGUCUGAAGGGUCGGCUGGAGAACUUGGAGGUAAGAUGACACAGAUACGCUGCUCGUGCGUAAAAGCAGCAGAUGUAUUUCCCUUGAACAUUUUUAAUCACCGACCACUAAGACACGCUGCUGCAGCAUAUCUGCAACACCAAAAACACGCCUGGUGAUAGAGAGGCUCUGCAGGAGACCUGUCAGAGGAGAGCGAGAUCAAAGGGUCAGCGGACAUGUCUGAUAAACAGGUUUGAGACUGAAAAACAUCCUUCAGGAAAAGAAAAACACCGAGAAAUAACACGUCCAAAAGUGUUUCCACGCUCGUGUUGUAAGGUUUUCGAAAUGUAACCUUGAAUAAUUGAUGAGUACUCUCUGUGUACCACAUCAUGUUUUAUUUGCAGUCACGUGACUCAUUAUCCACAGCAGUUGAUGGCGUUAAUUUCUGCACAUUUCACCUUCAUUAGAGCGCAGAAACUGGAACAUGGGAUCGAAUCCCUCGUGGUGAAGUAGUCACUUAAUUUCCUCUUGACCUCACAUCCUUUGCAUCUCACACCAGAGCUCUUGGCUCCCACCCCGGGGACCUCACUACUUCUUCUUCAUCUUCUUCAUCUUCUCCUUUUUUUCCAGUGUGCAUUAAUAAAAGCAGACUCAGAGAUCACAGCAGAUAUUGAGGUCACCUAUAAUGAAGUGCUUUACAAACACUAAAAGGUGGAGUUCAGUCAUGGCUUCAUCUCUUACGCCAUUAAAUCAACCCUCCUGACGGCCGUCCUGAUGCCAUCUUAGCUUAGCACAACAGUCCAUAUUUAAAUUCAAGGUUAUUUCGAUACACACUCGAUGCUGCAUUGCUGAUACAUCCAUCUCUACCUCCCCUCCUCCCUCUCUCCUUGAUUGGAGGCUUUAAUACCCUGAUCAAAUCAGGAUACACUGCAGCUGUGAGCAUACAUAUUAUAUUGAAUUUUAAUCUAUUGAUCUGCAUCUACUUACCAUAGUGAUUAUUUAUAAAGUGGUGUAGCAUGUAGCGUCUAGCUGCCCAGAUCAGGACCUCUCUCGCUAAUCAAAGCCAUCUGUACGACCCAACAAUUACAUCCAGGACCUUGCAGAAGCUUUCAAAGUGGCCUUCAGCACCAUGACUACAAGAGAUUCUCUUCAGAUGAGCUUUUCAGUCGGCUCUGUGCUGCAAGAAAAUAUGAAUUAAACUCUGUGAAAGUGUCACAAAGGGUCUGAAAUCUGAAGUGGAGCAGGAGAUGUAGGUAAUGGAAAUGGAAAUGCAGGUUUUGCUCAGUAAAGCAUCAGCUGUUUUUGGAUCAAAGUUCUGCAGGAUCUGAGGGUCUCUCUAAUUAGUGCAAAGACAACAAAUGCAAGACUAAACAGGAACAAAUGUGAACGUUUGGAAACUAAGGGGACCAGGUCCUUGAGCUGCUCUGAAACCUGCAUAUCAUUCAGCUCUGAUGCUGCCUAAAUCUGCCCAUGCAGGCCCAGACCAUUAGGGAUGCUGACUUUUGAAGUGUGCAGGCCGGGUGGUCUCCUUUUAAGAGCAGAAGAUGCAUCGUCCACGAUUUCCAAAAUGUGAAUUUUUGAUUUUUAGACCACAGGGAAAUUUCCGUCUCCCCCUCAGAUGAUCUUGACUGACCCUGGAGAAAUUUCUGGAUCAAGUUUAUAUGUAGUUUCAGUUUGAAGAGACAGUUUAACUGGAUGACUGACCUUGUCUCAGUCUGUAUGGUCCAGGUGGACAUCAAUUCAUUUACAGGAGUAUGUCCGCCUUGUUGACCUGUUUCAUCACCAAAACAAUCAACAAACACAGUAGCAGGAGGCGUAUGUUAGGGUGACCAUACGUCCUCUUUUUUAAGGGCUGUCCGGCUUUGUUCGAGGAAGUUUAUUAAGUCCUUCAAAUGUCUGUGGGUUUUGUACACAAGUUUCAAGUUUGUGACACACGGACUUACUGAGUUAGAAGCGCGUAAAAGACACUCAAUACGACCCGAAAAACUCUCAAAAUUAACUACAUGCGACUCCAUGACUCCGCCCCCGUGUAGUCGUGUCCUCUUUUGGAGAAGUCAGGUCUGGAGAAACUGAUCCCGCCCACAUUAUCUUUGUUUGUUAAUCUGACUACGAGAAAUUUAAUUUACUGCGAUAUUAGUCAGACUGAUGGUAAACAUAAUUUAAACUUACUUUGUUCACAGACUGUGAUUUCUUUAAGCCGAUGCGUUAACUUCCACUCCAGAGUCUGGCCUGGUUAGGGUCCAGUUGUUGAGCUUUUUCCAAACUAAACUGGUGUUGUCGUAACUCUCUUAAAACAUGUCGUUGGUAUCAUUAUUAAAUAAACGAUGAAUUUUUCUCACGAUUUGUCACCGAGUAUGCCUUUAAAUCAUUUGCAAACUUUCCGCCAAAGUUUUAGUUCUAUCCUCAAACUACCUUAAACGCCCCGCCCAGUCAUGGCGGUUUGGCGGGUCACCAGUUCAGAAUAGACGGCGAGGACGCUGACUUCAUUUUGAUAUUGCUGGAUCAAAAACAAUGGUGCUAAAAGGAUCAGGCCCAGAAUGAAGACUCGAUCAGUCAUCUAGUGCAAAUCUGGGUCUUUACGGAGAUUAACUGGAUUAAAUGUCUGUCUAUCUAUCUAUCUAUCUAUCUAUCUAUCUAUCUAUCUAUCUAUCUGUGUUCUAUUUUUUGCUCUACCUUGCAUUUCUUCCCUUUUCUCUCCUCUCAGCAGCAGAAUUUGCGUCUCCCCACCACGAAUGUAUCAGCCGGCGGUGUCUCGGCCCUGGCCCCCCUGCCACCGGAGCUGAGGGAGCUGCUGCGGCAGCGUCUGGGGGCGCUGGAGACGCAGCUCCUCCGGAAGGUGGCUGAGCUGGAGGAGGAGAAAAGCCAGCUCUACAACGAAACAGCGGCCCACCGCCAACGCACAGAGAGCACACUCAAUUCCCUCUUGGAGAGGAUCACCGAGCUGGAGAAAAGUAAGUGAGACAAUGGGUGCUGGGAGAUACUGGCCGGAAAUAAUCCCCCUUUUCUUCUGUUUUAUUCCUCCAGAUUUAACUCUAAUUAGUCAAUCCUUGUGCAAUUUCUGAUGAUGCAAGUAGAAACCUCACAGCACAGCUUCUUCUCAGAGCCAGAGCGGCUCCUGAUUCUGGAAAAAAAAAAGGCUUGGAAAGCAACACUGAAUGCUUAAUUAGUUUAAUAAAUAUUAGAGGGAUGUCCUCACUCCAGGGUAUCACUUUGAAGAUGGAUGUCAAAAUAUCUCCGCCUUGAGGAAAAUAAGAUAAUCUCAACACUCACCGGACAUUUCCUGUAGACUGUCCCCUGAGGCUCCGGCGGCUGAGUCUGCGUCUGCUGGAUGAUAGCAGGUAUAACCAAAGCUAAUUGCUUGGAAUUAAAGAAAGGUCAGCCAAACAGAACCCACAUCCAUAAUAUAAUGAGUCGAUGCUGGUCUGACAGUAAACACCACCUUUUUUCAGCUUUUUAAAUUCAAUUCACGGAAACCUCCCCGGCAGAAAUGUCACAAUUUCAGAGACGGUUUUUCCACCAAUCGGAGCCCUGCGCUGGCUUUGUAGCGUGUUUUGGUUGUCUUCAUGCUCUGGGCUUUCAACAAAAGGAUUCUGGGAUUGAGUCCAGCACCCCCACGAUCCUCAGAGGUUAGAAAUUAAUCUUGUAGAGGAACAGAAUAAAUGAGAACCUCGGAGGGAGUUGCUGGAGAUUCAUAAUGAAUCACAUGCAUGUUUACAUGACAUUCAUCCUGCGUCUUCUCCCUCCAGGUGUAGUUAAAAAUGGGAAAGAAACUACUUCGUACCUGAGUUUAUAUCAUAAACUUCACAUUUAGUGCACAGUCCGCUUUAAAGCUGCUAAAGCUUGGAAUACUCCACCAAACAGAAAUAAAACUCUGGUUCAAUCCCAUUAAAAAAUGCAACAUGUUUUCACUGAGCUCAGAUCUGUGUGUGUGAGCAUGUGUGUGUGUCCUCUCUCCUGCUUUAUGUUGAGUGAGUUUCUAUCCCUCUCUCUCUCUGUCCGUCUGUCUUUUUAGAUCAUACUUAAUUUAGCAUCUGUGUUUACUCUGUUUCUGUUUUCGGUCUUUAUGAAUUUUUAAAACUCUUCUUUAACAGACACACCACCACGACGAGGAUGUGUUUAGUCACAACUGACUUGGUAUAAAACUUUAUGACAUAAAGCCUUUAAAUAAUAAUUAAGCAAAAGGAACUGCAGUGUCACUUUAAAGGUGCAGUAUGUGAUGUUAGGUGACACUUAUUGGAACAGACUGGGCAGAAAUUAAAUUUUAAUAUUCAUGAGUGUGUUUAAAGUUUUAUAAAACCAUCUAGAUAUAUAAAUAAAAUGAGUUUUUGUUAACUUAUAAUAAGGUCGACUUUCACGGGGGAGGCCAUUUCUAUGGUAGCACAGAAUGGACAAACUAGAAACUGAAGACAAAGAAGACAAGACUAGCUUAUUGUCCUAAAGGAAUAUUCAAGCGUAAAAUUAAGUUAAGGUCAAACACACCGCAACACCGAGUUAGACACCCCAUCAAGGGAUGAAUGUUGCCGAACGGCUUGCUUCUCUAGUUAUACCAACUUUAGUAACAACCGCACAAUAGCAAUACACGGAGCGACGCGCUCAUCCAAAACGCCACCCUAUAGCCACAAAUAAUGCUCAGAACAGCACCUAACUUCAUCAAAAGGACAUAUAGGGUCCAAGCCAUAGUACUAGACACCAAACAUCUUUUUAACUUUGCCUAAUUUGUUUCGCAAAGAGACUAAACACAACUCACCUACUCUCUUCCAGCAGCCGCCUGUUUGUACAGAGACCUUGGGCGAGGAUUUACGGAAUAUCCCUUUAAAGGCCGUCAUAGUUUCACAGAGUGGAGGAGUGAGCAAAGGAGUGUUUCAGUGGGUGUAUCAUAACUCAUGUCGUUAUUAUUCAUCGCCAGGUAACAGUGCCUUCAAGUCACCCGAGGACUUCAAGGUGUCCCUGCCUCUUCGUACGAACUACCUGUACGGACGUAUCAAGAAGAGCCUCCCAGAAAUGUACGCCUUCACCGUGUGCAUGUGGCUCAAAUCCAGCGCCAGUCCUGGCAUAGGAACCCCGUUUUCUUACGGCGUGCCGGGCCAGGCCAACGAGAUAGUCCUCAUCGAAUGGGGGAACAACCCCAUCGAGCUUCUAGUUAACGACAAGGUAGGUUCUUUUUCUCGUUAUCACGGUAAUUUGCAUUUCUUAGAGGCGAAACAAGCUUCAACCCUCAUUCAUGUUGCGUUUGUAUCAGAGGUGGUUAAAAUUUACAUAUGGCAUGGGUUUUUGGAGAAGGAUGUGGGUGACUGUUGCCCCCAGGAGACGAUAAACACAUUUCAUAGAUGUUUAAAAUUCAAAAGGCACAUGUACCUCGCCAAGACAGACAAAAAGCUGCUUUGAAAGGAUUUACGUUUUAUUGUGUUAUGUUUGAUCACUAAUUUUCUAGAUCAGAAUACGGCUAAACCACGCCACGCUACCCUAUGCUUGUUUGCAUACUGGUAGUAGAUCAUCAUGGAAAAUGCCAUAAGCUGGAGUUAUAGCACCAGCCAGUGGUUGGUGGAAGUGCUACAGCUCAGAUACAACAUAUGACUGGAAAACUGGGUCUACAGUAAUAUUUAUAACUUGUUCAACAGACUUGUUAUUUUGGCGCCAACUAGCGAAGAUGAUAUGUUUGAUUGUACGCUAGUACAAAUUUUUCAAUUACCGUAUUUUUCGGACUAUAAGGGGCACUUAAAAUCCUUAGAUUUUCUCAAAAUUUGGCAGUGCGCCUUAUAAUCCAGUGCACCUUAUGUAUGAUUACUUGUUGUGCUUACAGACCAAUUACUGACCGCUAAAAAAUCUGUCAACUAGGUACAACUUUAGUAAGCAAUGAAGCCACUCCCCUCAAUGGAUAUUCAGAGCAUUACGGUACACUGUGUCACUAUCUGAUCGGCCCCGUAACAGGACCCCUGAGCAGUCAACAACACUGCCUGACUGUAUUUUCUAGACGAGGAGUGCAUCCAUGUAAGGCAGCCCCGGCCCGGAGUACACGCUAGCAGCAAUCAACCAAUCAAUGCCUAAUGCGCCUUAUGUGUAAACAUAGACAUGUUAAUUCAUAGUGCGCCAUAUAAUCCGGUUAACCUUAUCGCCCGAAAAAUAUGGUAAUUCCACUUACUUACUUCUCUUACCAACUCCUCAACUUACAUUUUUGUUGAUAUUUAACCGUCUGCCUGCAUUCAGCUAAAUCCGCAAUGUCAGUUUGUAUGUAACUGUGUAGCUCCUUAGCUACAAAUAAGAAAGUCCAGGGCUAUAAUGAUAGCAGUGUGGGGAUUAGACAGCACUAACGAUGUAACGCUAAUGAACUUCUUUACUCGGUGUAUAAAAUACAAGAUGAUUCAGAUCUCAGCCCACCCCUCGGUACCAGAAGCAGACGUGUAGAUAUAGGCAGAUAAAGUUUUGCAAAGGGUGUUCGACACAGGAUGCAUCUUGAUUAAUUUUGUUAUUUUGCACGGUGAUCUCUGCCCUGAUGUUUUCGAAAAGAGGGAUGCAUUUAAAUCAGUCGCUCUCAUUUGGCUGCCGGCUCUGCUGGCUGUAACGUUGUGUAGAUCAGCUCAUUAAAUGCAAAGAAGGCAUUAAUGUGUUGCUAAUAUUUCCUCUUUCUCUGCCUCGGCGCUGCGAAAUACUUUCACUUCUAAGCACAAUAAUGAUAAAGCUGAGAGCCGAAUCACUGACCAUCAGCUCUGAAUUUUUAAUUUUGCUCCUUAUAAACUUUUAAUAUCAUUGACCCACAUUCCUCACACACCCAAGAAUAACAGUAAUUCAUUAGAGAACUCGUGCCGCUCGUUUGCUUUCUCCAUAAAUCAUUGCGAGAUCUCAGUCAGCCGUCGAAAUUUCAAUUAACAUGACAGAAGACAAAGUGGUAGAAAUAAACAUCAAUAUUUUAUAACGUGUAUACUUAAAAGGAAGGGAGUCGGUGUAAUUGUUAUGCUGAUUUGAGCUGUAAUACUAGAUUUUCUUGUUUUCCCCAACGGCGCAGAUGCGUCUGCAGCGCUGUAAUAUUGGAUUUGGGUGAAUUUUUUCAUAAAAAUGUUGCUGCACUGGAGAGGAUUCUUCUCCCCUCACUGUCUUGUUUACACUGGCUGUUAUUGGCACAGGCAGGUCUCCUCACAGCUUUCCCUUCACCAUGCAUUAUACAUGUGUUCAACUCAGACAGAUGAGAGAGACACGGGGGGAGAAAGGGAUGAGAGAAGAGAGAGGGGAAAAAAGAGAGGAAGGGGGUUGGAAAUAGAAAAUCUGCAGAGCUUUGGAGGUGAUGGAGUGCUGCGGAGAGAGAUGAGGAAGAGCAAAGAUCACAAUAAACCAGGGAAAAGAAAGUUGAAUGUACUGGAAGAGGAGGAAUACAGCAGAGCACACAACGAGACGAGACUUGUUAUGAUUUCUGCAUGUGCAGCAGCACAUCCAUGUGCCCAACUUGCUCACCGUGAUAACAGGGUCCGCUGGGGCACAUUGUUUAUGCUGUUGAUUAAAGCGGAGGGAGGAAGAAAAGCUCUUUCAACAGUAAAAAAAAGUGCACCGUUAUCUGUAUUUCAGAUGUGUGGCUGGAUCUGCACAGUGAAUUUCCUUCAGCCUCAUAAGGAAAAACCUCCUGAACAGCCGAUCUCUUUGUACCAGAAAAUUGUAGAUAUGUUGUUUUUAGCCCAAUCAAGAAAAACCUGUUUACCACGUCUGCAUUUUUCACUCAAAUGAGGCCGCCAGGAGUUUAAUCUGAAAUGGAUUCAGACGUUCUUGUACGACAUUAAAAACGAAUUCUCUUGGCAAGCGUGCUUAUGAAGUCUGCUGCUCACAAACAAGAGUAAUCUGGAGGACCAUUCUCCGACGGCGAGCAUUUCUUUGUAGAUUAAUCUCAGUAAUUCCAGAUUUUUUCAUCUGGUUGAUGUGUUUUUUUUAGCACACAUUGUUGGAAGCAGACAGUUCACAGGCUUAACCCCUUUUUCAUGACCCCCUGAAACAUUUCAAUCAGGGGAGAUGAGUUAAUGAAUUAAAGGGGAAUGUUUAUUUACAGAAAUGUGAUGAUAUUGAAUUUAUGGUCAGAGUCUCUUUGGUGCUCUGAGUUCACAGUUUGAUCUGGGGGUGUCUGUCCUGAGCUGCAGUAAUGUCCCCGUAGAGUCCAGACACUGCUGGUGGAGGUUUGAGCUGAUAAUGCCAUCUGAGGCUGAUGUGUUGAUGAAGAUGAUGACUCUGCAGAGAUGAGGCGGUGAUGGGGAGGUGGAUGGAGUCAUGCAACAAUAGAGUGAAUGAGCUGAAGAGGGAGAAAGUUAUAUAAGACGGCACUAAUGUGAAAGGCUAACAAUGAGGGUGAGCUGGAGGCCUUUCGGAGAGAUACUUGACUCAUAUCUGACAUGAUCUAACACAGAUACAAUACAAUAUGAUGAUAUAAGAUAAUGUGAUAUGAUAUGAUAGAAGAUGAAAAGAUAUGAUAAAAUAUGAUAGAGGAUGAUAUGAUAUGAUAUGGUAUAGUACAAGAUGAUAAGAUAUGAUACGUUUUGAUAUGAUAUGAUAUGAUAAGAUACAAGAUGAUAAACUAUAACAUGAUAUGAUAUAUGAUAGAAGUUGAAAAGAUAUGAUACGAUAUGAUAGAAGAUGAUAAGAUAUGAUAUAAUAUGAUAUGAUAUGAUACAAGAUGAUAAGAUAUGAUGUGAUGUGAUAUAUGAUAUAAUAUGAUAGAGGAUGAUAUGAUAUGAUAUAGUACAAGAUGAUAAGAUACAAUACGUGAUGAUAUGAUAUGAUAUUAUAAGAUACAAGAUGAUAAAAUACGAUAUGAUGUGAUAUGAUAUGAUAGAUGAUAAGAUAUGAUAUGAUAUGAUACAAGAUAAGAUACAAGAUGAUAAAAUAUGAUGUGAUUUGAUACGAUUGAAGAUGAUAAGAUAUAUGAUACAAGAUGAUGUGCUAUGCUAUGAUAAGAUACAAGAUGAUACAAUGUGAUAUAAUAUGAUACGAUGUGAUAGAAGAUGAUAAGAUAUGAUAUAAUAUGAUAUGAUAUAAUAUAGUACGAGAUGAUAAGAUACGAUACGUUUUGAUAUGUUAUGAUAUGAUAAGAUACAAGAUGAUAAAAUACGAUAUGGUAGAAGAUGAUAAGAUAUGAUAUGAAAUGAUACAAUAUAAUAGGAAACAAUAGGAUAUGAUGUGAUACGACACAACACAAUCCAAUACACUAUGAUACGAUCCAAAUGAUACAUUAUAAUAUGAUACGAUAUAAUAUCAACAAUAUGAUACAAUGUGAUUUGGUUCAGUACAUGAUAUGAUACAACACAAGCAAUUGUCAUGCAGUGCAGGACUGCAGUGAUUUCAGAGACAGAUUGUGUCUUAGCCCUGAAGUUUGGCUGUUUUCACAGAGACCAGGAUUUUCAGCUGCACUGUAAUCCCGUAUAGUCUCAUAUCUUUACAGAAUAAUCUAGAAGUGGAUACUGUGUUUGCAUCAGCCCUUGGUGGGUCAGAGUAGAGAUAUUGGUGAUGCCAUAGAUGUUUUUUUGUGGGGGCUGCUGGUUCAGGUGUCGCAGAGAGAUUGGUUGUAUUCAACUUCACCCCUGCACACUCUGCAAAAACCUGCAGAUUUAUUAAAGACGCCUGAAGUUUCCCAAAAACCAAACUGUGUCCAAUAAUCUCACAGUGGUCUUUCCCCUCUCUGCUGUCAGCCAUCAUGGCUCAUGCUCAGCAGAUUUGAGAUUAACCAGGUACACAGUCUGCUUUUUCAUUUACGAGCUGCAACUUUGGUCGUGCUAAAUAUUGAUGCAACGGAUGAUUUGCUUUAAAAGACCGUCAUGAAUCUAUCUUCAUCAUAUGGGAGUGUCAUGUGACAGUUUACAGCCUGACUCAGGUGGAUUGUGGGUAUUGAAAUACGAUGAAUGAAUCUACACACCCCCAGUUUUGACAAGGAAAGCUUUGGUAGCUCUCUUCUGUUACAACUCCCGGGGUGCUGGAGUGGCACACGCUGGCUGAGUCAGACACAAAAAUAAUGUAACACCUGUGCGAAAAUAAUUUCUGCUGUGUUAAAAAAAACUCUCACAUUGAACUUCUCACGCUGUGAAAAUGAGCUCGUUCGCAGCCAUUUGAAGAAAGAUGAGUCGCCUGCUUUGUCCUCAAAACCUCAGCACUGUCACAGAUAUUCAACAGCGCCGAAAAUCUGACAAGGUUUGUUUCGUUUUAGGAUCUUGAGAUUUGCAAUCACAGUGCUGCUAGUUUGGAUUAACUCUCAUUUCCUAGUAUGUCAUUUGCUAUUUUUUCAUCUUUAUUUUGAGUUUACAGUCACAUUUUUAAAGACUGGGGCAUCAAAUUUGGUGAGAGUUCUUAUUUUUCGUCAUAUUAAAAAAUAUAAAAACUCGGUGUCACCUGUCGUUCUCCGUCUCCACAUUUUAGCUCCAUCCACCCUACUUUGUCCGCAAAUCGGACAAUGGACUUCCAUUAAAAACAGGUUUUUUGACCGUGUGUUUAGGGCACCAGAGCAACAUAUUACAAACUUCUUUUUGCAGUCACUCCAUCACCAGGGCUUUAAAUUUCGGUGCCACACAUGCAAGUCUUCAAUCAUGGACUGAGAGUGUUUGAAGCACUGAUUCGUGAAACUUUACAUGUCACUACAUAUGGAUGUCUAAGAGUGGAGUAUGUGUGUAAGGAAAAGUUUGUGUGCUCCUGCACACAGAGAUUUGAGUCAGAAAAAUGAAGAAAAAAAAUGUUAAAAAAUGAUUAUUUCACGAGUACUUUUCUGCAUGUCUGUUUCGGGGACAAAGUCAGCUGGAUGGAGCUUCAAAUGCGAAAAAUUGGCACAACAAAAAGGAUUUAAAUGCACCAAAAUCAGUUUUAUUUCUCAUUAUUGACAUGGCCCAGACUCUUUUUAUGAAAAAAAAAAAAAAAAAAAAAUAUAUAUAUAUAUAUAUAUAUAUAUAUAUAUAUACAUAAUUUUAUAUGGGAAAUAUGGCGAUUUUGCAUUUUUUACCAUAAAUAAUAGCAGUGACAUGGUGCACAAAAACUGGCAUAAAAAGGGUGUAACAUCGAAUUUUGUAUUUAUUAUUUUUCUAAUGGUCAGGGCUGAAGUUGUUCAAGAGAUUUGAGUCGAAAAAAGUUUUUAAAACAUGUUAGAAAAAUGAUUAUGUUGUGAAGACUUAUCUGCAUGUCCACUUUGGGGACUAAGUAGGCUGGAUGGAGCUCAAAAAUGAAAGGAACCGAGGGUUAAGACACCACCUGGAUUUCUUCACCAGGUCUGAAAUCAAAAGCAAAAGAAAUUUUAUCUUUUAGAGAUAUCUGUCUGUGGAGCUGCACUGAGACAUGAGUACAGUCUGAACCUGUGGGCUCAUAUGAAAAAGAGGGCUAAUGAGUUACUCUCUGUGUAAUCUCAUGUGUUGCUGUGUAUCCUCUGAGGACUCUGAUGUCACUGGUUGGUAAAAUAACCUGUUGUUUUUCUUUGAUCCGCGAACAAAGCAGGAAAGCAUAGCAGGACGCUGUUUUUGCUGUUAGCUACCCGCGCGCUUUGAAGGACGUCCUCCCCCUUGAUGUCACCUGGGAAAUCUAAAUUUCAUAUGUCGUAUCCGGAGACUCUUCUUUGAAGCCCUAACCCGUCUAAUUGUGGUCCUUGUUUUUAACAUGUUGCAAUUAUUCUCAAACCUCUCUUUUCUCCUCUUAACCUCGUCCUAACUUCUCCUCAGGUGGCCCAGCUCCCUCUCUCAGUGAGCGACGGACGCUGGCAUCACAUCUGCAUCACCUGGACGACCAGAGACGGCUUCUGGGAGGCGUACCAGGAUGGAGAGCGUCUGGGCACCGGGGACAACUUGGCCCCCUGGCACCCAAUUAAACCUGGAGGGGUGAUCAUCCUGGGCCAGGAGCAGGUGAGAGCACGAGUGUGUGUUUAAGAGCCAGAGGCGCAGAGCAGGGAUCAGGGGAGAGGAUGAAGGGAGGCUGCUCUCACGCUAUCUCGUCCCUUCCAAUAUUACCUCAUUCAUCUACCUCUUAACUGCACCUCUGAGCCUCUGGGAGCCGCGUUAGCGGGUUAGCUCCAUGACAGCACCUUGCAUAUACUUAAGAAAUGUACGGUGACAUAUGAUUAAUUUCCGCUGAGGGCCAUUAAGUCAUAUUGCAAUAGAUUAGAGCCAAAGGAGGCCGGUGUUGGGGAGAUUGCAUCAUGUUGCACAAUAUUACCGUUUGCACAUCAGUGAGAUGUCUUAAAGGGGCAGUGCGCUCAGAGCCGUUAAGUUUAAAUCAAACAUUUACAUUUCUGCUGCAGGUUACAGCGACUGUAAAAGGCGGGGCUUAGUCUUGGGGGAAAAUUAGCGCCCCCUGUGGACAAUACUGUUCCAAUUUUUCUUGUAAACGCAUUAUCAGUUUAAUGAAACGUCUCAUUCUGUCUUCUACCAAUCAAAUACACCAGUCUUUAGGGCGCAAGGCUCAAGAGGGGUCUAGUUGCAGACCGGAAGUUGUUUGAAGCCUUUCAAAAUAAGAGCAAAUAUACCAGAAGUAUGUUUCUUUUUUUAUGUCCAAAGUUGAUUUGAAGCCUUUCAAAUGUUUAUGGUCUGACUCUUACGAGCAACUUGCAAAACACUAGUCCUGACAGCAGGGAUAGCCUAUCACACGCAAAAAGCAGCCCUGCGGCAGAGCCAAUCAAGGACCUUGUGGACGGUCCAAACUGAGGGAAACCAGUUUUCAGCUUGAGCAGCCGUUUGGUCUUAGUGCUUGACCUGUAUCGGUUUGCUAUAGCGUAAAGUAACAUUGAUUUUUAGACGGUUAAAACUGCAGGGGACGAAAACAGGCUUUUGAAAAAUUACAUCCAUGGGGAUGACCACUUCAAACAAACUGGAGCACGUGAAAAUAAAGGUCACCUCCUGUCCUCUCGGCAGCUAGACUGUCUUGCAAGGUUCAGCUAGUACGACAACAGUCCUAAGAUGGAGCAACUCAGCAUUGACAGAGGUGAGAUAGAUGCAGGAGCAAAACUUCUGCAGCAGUGAUCCAGGAGAACCUACGGCAUGAUGGAGCACGAUGUUGCUCUCUUCUCCUGUAGCUUAAAAUGCUGUGUUUGUUUUGACGGCGCACACAUAAGAUGCACCACGAGGAUAAGGCUCAAGAACAGGAUACUCAUUUUCAGGUCUGUUUUCCCCUUUAAAACAGACCAGACUCAAUCAUAACUGUUACCACAUUAGUCCAAUUAUCAUCACAAAAUAAAGUACAGAAAAAUACUUUUAGUGGAGAAACAAAUAAAAGAGACAAAGCCGAGGAGGAGUGCAGGCUGCUACAGAGAGAUCCACAAAAAAGCGAAGAUGACACAUUUAGUAAGCAGCACACCGCACACAGACCGGGCUGCACAGAUGUGUAAAGAGGCUGAAUGGAACAGAAAUGUCAACGGACUCUGACAAUGAUGAAGCAGGAAAAAACUCAUCCAGGUGCGGCGCUGAAUCAUGCGGUCCCCUGCUCUCGCUGUGGACUAGUUUCUUUGUAGGUCAUGAGGAGGCAUCAGUAUUAAUACCAGUCUGUUUAAUAUCCAGCCAGCAGCUCUUCACAGGAGCUUUAACCUAUAAACUUCUCUCUGCUCUGUCUCCAUUUAGGACAUUGUUGGAGGCCGCUUCGACGCCACCCAGGCCUUCGUGGGCGAGCUGAGCCAGUUCAACAUGUGGGACCGAGUGCUGCGGCCUGUGGACAUCGUGGGUCUGGCCAACUGCUCCGCUUACAUGCCGGGAAACGUUGUUCCUUGGAUCGACGCUAACGUCGAAGUGUUUGGCGGCGCUAGCAAAGCCGCGCUGGAGAUCUGCGAGGACCGUGCGUUUGAUUCCUAAAGGAUCUGAUCAUAGGGAAUCUAGGAUCGAGCAGCUGUGUACCCUGACUUGGUUGCUGCAGUGAGACCCCCAAAGGGACGAGGGAAGAGUAUGGGUGCGACAUUUUCACAUAUUUAUGUUCUGACUGCGUAGAUUCGGAAGACUCCGUGUUUAUCGGACUCACAUGUUGACGCGUCCGAUCAAUUUUGGACCCGGAGGACGCCGCAGGAGACUUCAAAUUAGUCCGCUCAUCUGAAGAAGAAGCUCUGCCGUUGCAUCAGUCUGCUGUGAUGAUACGACCUCACGUCAUUCUGUGUUAUCUCUUCAGUAGAUCCGCUCUCAUUUGACACCUCUUUGAAAAAAAAAAAACAGCUCUUUUUUUCGGUUGCGUUCCUUCGUCUGACAAUGCUGCACUGUAUCUGUAGUGAAUGUGAGCUGCAGCAGGCUUUGAUGUGCUGAGGAACAGUAGAGUACUACACGCUGUGAGCUCCCUGAUGUUUAAAGAGCAACGAGGCACCGGUGAAAUGAGGUGGAUGCUGGAGAGUUCAAAGUGGAGGAUGGAUGAUUAUUUUCAGACGUCCCAGCGCGUCCGAAACGUCUAAAAGUGAUGCAUGAGCCCGGACGGUGACUGAGAGUGACGGUGCAUGCUUUCUGUCACUACACAGGGUGCAUGUGGAGCAUCAAAACAAGCCAAUGCAGCACUCUGACAUUAUGUAAGAGUGUGUGUACGUGUGUGUGUGUGUGUGUGUGUUGCGUGUAAAAGAUCAGAGAUUAUGAGCCAGAGAGGACAUUUUCAUUCUUGUCAAUCUAUGCUUAAUACCUCUCUGCCCCUUGAGCAGCUGCCAUGUCCCGAACAGCUUUACGGACGGGCUGGCUCUGCUCAGGUUAAUAGCGAUGUCGGACAGAUGCCCAGGACUGGCGCAUCGGCAGAGCCGUGGACCCGAGCCCAGAGCCCAGAGAGGGCAGGGACUGGAGUUAACCUUGAAGGACAAUCCUUAAAUCCUCAUCUGGGUAGUAAUUAUCUGUGCUCAUAAAGGAGGGUAGCAGUUAGCUGCCCGAGCUAACUGUGUCAUACUCAAUAGAUUUGACGGUGCAGGAGGGACGCCAAAAUGAGGGUCUGGACUUUAAUCUUAAUUGCCUCCCAGCGAAGAGAAAGAAAAGUUUCCACCAAUCGAUGUGUAUCUGUUUAAAAAGGGAAUAAUUGAUUUCUUGCCACUGCUUAGCAAAUAAAAUCGACGCUUGUUUGAAGCUCUAAGUUAUGUUGCUUCUUAAUAUUGUGGCAGACGUUCGUUUGAAAGCUUUUGUUUCUGAUAAGCAGUAAAAAAAAAAAAAAAAAAAUAGAUGCACAGCCUGGUGCUGCGAAGCAAACGUAAGAGUCAACUCCAGAGUUUCUUUUCCUCUGGUUAACAGACUAUUUUAAACUCAUGAUAAAGUCACGAUAUUAGCUGGAGGCAAAACACAAGAGUAGAUGACAUAAGAGUGUUAGUCCAGGCAGGCUCAUAAUACGUCUCAUGAUCUUAACAUCCACACGUCUUUCUCUUGCUCCUCCUUUCAAUGCUGUAUCUGAUUUUAACAGUGUUGUACGUAUCGGCACUGAUGCUGCUCUGUUCGGUACCCAGGGUGUCUUUGCUGCUGCUCUCCCUGCCCUGGGGUUUUUAAUGUGGAGGGGAGGUGUGACAACCCUGCUGCAGGAUUUCCCACGUAUGCAUGUGGAAAAGAACCAAUUAGCUUUGUUGAACGUGGCCUCACAGGGAUAUUCUAGCGUAAAAUUAAGUUAGGGUCAGACACACCGUAACACCGAGUUAGACGCCCCCUCUAGAGAUGAAUGUUGCCGACCGCUUGCUUCUCUAGUUAUACCAACUUUAGUAAUGACCGCAGGAUAGAAAUACAGAGAGGUCUGAGGAGCCAUAAACAAACCUCAACCAAAACGCCACUCUAUAGCCACAAAUAAUGCUCAGAACAGCACCUAACUUCAUCAACAGGACAUAUAGGGUCCUAGCUACAGUACUAGCCACCAAACAUCUUUUUAACUUUACCUGAUUUCUUUAGCAAACAGACUAAACACAACUCACCUACUCUCUUCCAGCAGCCGCUUGUUUGUAGCGAGACCUCAGGCCAGUCCAUUACGGACUACAGCGGGGUGCCACAGCUCAAGGAAGAACAUUUAUGAUCAUUUCUUCAUGGAAAUUUAAUCAGACUGAGACGCUAAGACAGAAGAACUACCGCGUCUGAAAAAUGAUUAAUAUGACGAUUAUUACUUCAAGGAAAUGAUAAAGUAAUGAGUAACUAAAUUAAUUUUAUGCCGGAAUAUCCCUUUAACUGAUGUGAAAUGUUACCGGGUAGCUGCUGUUAGCAGUAAACAAAAAUGAGGAUGACUGGAGUUGAAACGAUAAACCAAAAAGAAGUGGAUGGAGGCAAACAUGAAAGAUCCUCAGGCACAUAUUAACUAUUGUGUGGGUUAAUUAUAUAAAAUAUAAUGAGGGUUAUUAUUGACCUCUUUUUCUAUAUACGAUUGUACGAUCGAUUGGUAAUCAUUCACAAAUAUAAAAACAUCCAAAGACGAAAACCCCCCUGUUUUUUGUUUUUUUUAAAUUAAAGCUACUAUAAGGAGUUUUUGAGUGGUCAGGAAAUCAACAACAAAUGGCUCUUGAUGACAAAAAACAAAACAAAACGCAGCCUUAAUCAGCACUUUUUCUCAGAAACAUGUUUUGCACAAGCGCAGGACUUUUCCCGUAAAGAUGUAAGCGGUCACUCUUGGUCCAAAAGGUGGCGCCAAAACUAACAGAAACCCAAACAGAAGCUAGGCGUCAGAGAACACAACUUCCGAGCUUAUGCGUCUGUCAGAUUGUUUUGCCUCCUGCUAAGCCCCGCCCACCAGGAACUCUUCGCUAACACUUAAAGCAUCUUUAGUAAAAAGUUUGACCCCGUUUUAAACUAGCAGGUAACAGGACAGCGCCGAAUGUGUUCAAAGUCAGGGUGCACACUUGUUGGAAAUGUCGCUCACAUGUCGUGAUCGUUCCUCUUUUGAGUGUCUUUGUUGACGAUGUUACUCUGUGCAACCAGGAGAUGUAUUUUUCUGUAGAAAGUGUUUUCUUCUUGCUUUUUCUCUGCUCAUGAUUUUUGUCCAUUAGCAGCGCAUAAAGAACACAAAGAAAAGCUUGUAGAAAUGCUUUUGUUUCAAUGGUGAAUGGCCUUCUCGUGAGAACCAUGCGUGCUUCUGCCUGUGGACAAUGUUUUUUUUUGUCACUUUUUAAAGCACUAGCGGCUCACUCGCAGCAUCGACACCGAGGGACGUGAGAGGAAAAAAGACAAAUGUGUUCGUUAAUCUUUGUUUUUAAAGUCACCUUUCUGCCGUGUGGUUGAAUGUCCUUUUGCACCCAAUAAAAGAAAAAGUGAACAAGUUGCAGAGGUGUGGCAGUUAAAG